Echinops telfairi (small Madagascar hedgehog) is the source of this 948-nucleotide messenger RNA. It is a transcript of the gene GREP1, whose product is annotated as glycine rich extracellular protein 1. NCBI's taxonomy places the organism in Eukaryota, Metazoa, Chordata, Mammalia, Afrosoricida, Tenrecidae. The coding region runs from base 1 to 948 and encodes 315 amino acids. The transcript is spliced from 22 exons. The record is from RefSeq and is a predicted model, not a curated record.
AUGGGUAGUCGCCGCGCCUUCUCCGUGGCUCUGCUCGUGCUCCACCUGGCUGCCCAGAGCCUGCAAGGAGGGCUGCCCCGCUCAGCUGCCGCCCUGGGGAAAGGCUCGGGGUACCCAAAUGGCUACGGACCAGGUACUGGAGGAGGUCUGAAACCCCAAAAGCCAGGUUUUGGAGGGGGUGUGGAGGCCCAGAAACCAGCAUCCAGGAGCAGUACCGGUCUGGGAGCAGGAGCCCUGACAGGCUUUGGCAACGGAGAUGGCACCCAGCCAGGCCUGGCAGCUCCCAAUGGCUUUGGACCAGGCUUCGGAGGGGGUGGCAAGCUCCAGAAGCUAGGCCCCAGCACUCAGAAUGGCUAUGGACCAGGCCUUGGAGGCAUCAUGAAACCCCAGAAACCAGGCUUUGGAGGAGGUAUGAAGCCUCAGAAGCCAGGAUUUGGAAAUGGGCUGGGAAUCCCCCCAGGUUUUGGAGGAGGCCUCAAGCCCCAGAAGCCAGGAUAUGCUAACGGGCAUGGGCUGGGUGCCCGCUGGCCAGGGUACAGGCACAGACUCGGAGCUGGAGCCUUCCCAGGGGCAGGCACCCAGCCAGGCUUGGGAGGGGGUGUGAAGACUCAGAAGCCAGGAUACGGUGCGAAUGGGCUGGGGGCCUGGCCAGGUCCCUGUAAUGGGGGCAGUCCCCCACUGCGCCUCCCCGGACCCUCAACUCCAGGAGUCCCUUCAGAGAAAGGGGGCAGCUGGGGCCUGAAGUCCAAGCCCCCUCCCCCAGGGCAGAAUGGCAAGUUCCCAGGCUCGCAGCCCCCGCGUGGCUAUGGGCCUGGAGCAGUGCUGGGUGAGCACUUCCCUCUGUUGGGGUUCCCUGGGGCCUUUGGCUUUGGGAAUGGGUACAGGAAGGAAGUGCUCACAGACCCCAAAGUGGCAGCACCUGCUCCUGAAGAAAAUGGUGAGACCUGA